Messenger RNA from Balearica regulorum gibbericeps (East African grey crowned-crane), 2022 nucleotides. NCBI's taxonomy places the organism in Eukaryota, Metazoa, Chordata, Aves, Gruiformes, Gruidae. The record is from RefSeq and is a predicted model, not a curated record.
AUGUCAUUCCCUGUGGAUAUGUUGAAUGGCUACAGUCAUGAAGACUUGGAGAGCUCAGGAGAGGACUACAUGUCUUACCUCCGGUAUGGGGAUCCAAACAAUCCUGAACUCUUGUCUCUGCCAGACCACGGCAAAAUUCCUAUUAGGUUGUCAUCUGUGGGCUUCGUUCCUCUUUAUGGUGAAGAGCAGACACACAAAGUUCUUGCUUUGUUUGCACCAGGGGACUCGCUCACAGCUGUAGCCCUGUAUCUUGCUGACCAGUGGUGGUCAAUUGAUGACAUUGUGAGAACAUCUGUCCCUACUAGACAAGGGCUUCAUCAGGUGAAGUCUCUUGGAGAGAGGAUUGUUCUCUAUGUUCUGAAUCGAAUUAUCUAUCGGACGCAAGAAAUGGGAAAAAAUGAGAUCCCUUUUCUCUGUCACGGUAGCAAUGCCUAUGCUAAGAUCAUGUGGAAAAAAGGAGAGGCUAUUGGGUUCUAUUCUGUUAAACCAACAGGAAGUGUUUAUAGCUCUUACCGUGGUCUGAAUUAUAACCUGCCAGUGCUAGACACAAUCUUUGUAAGAAAGAAACAUCGUGGGAAAGACUCUGGGCUGAUGAUAUUGGAAGACUUUGUGGAUUCCUUUGCUGAAGAAUCUCUUGGUCUACGAUACCCACUGUCGUCCUUCACAUACACAGCUUGUAAGCGGUAUCUUGAGAAGUACCCUGGGGAUCACAAUCUUUUGUGGGAAGUGGAGGGAGCAGGACGUUGGUUCCAGAGAAAACCCAUUAUAUCUGUGUUGCAGAGGGAAAAGCUCAAAAUUGCAGCAGAGGCCUCACAGAAAGAAAAUAAGAAUGUCCAAGCAGAGGAUAGUUUGCGGCAAUCUGCAGCAGUAUCUGAAGCAAGUGGGCAGAAGACUGAGCUAGAAACACAGCUAAGCGCUGACUCUCAUAAAGGAAAAGGAUCAAUAGAUGUCCGUGCAAGCACAUCUGAAGACGUUAAUGUGACUUUCAUUGCCAUUCGGACACGAAGCAGUCAUUUAAAACGUCCCAGGAUAGGAAAAUGUAGCCAGGAAUCUGAGUCUGGAUCUUCCCAAGGAGAUGUGGAAAAUGCUCUUCAUGUGUCAGAAAGCAGGCUGGAACUUCCUGCCCAUGCAUCUGAAAUCUCUGAAGACUUACUAGUAAUACCUGAGGAGAGUACUGUUGAGAGUGAUGAGGAAAUGGUUGUUGAAAAUGAGAAUCAGUCUGUAUCAGCAGUGGAGCUACAUGUGUCACCCCCUGAGAAACGGAGUGAGAAGGAGGAAACUCCAUUAGAACCUCUUAAUGGUGAGGUAACAGAAGAAACUGGCAAGACGUCACUUAUGGCUGAAGAGGAAAUGGCAAAUGAAGUUCUAAGUGGCGAAUUAAAAUUGCAGUCUGAGAGUCAGGGAGAAGAACCCUUAACGCUGUUUGUUCCGCUAAUCCUUGAGCCUCCAGCAAAACCUUCAGAAGACAUUGUAUCAGAGAAGGUUCUAAAUGCAAAUGUUUCAGAAAUGCUGACUGAAGAAAGUGCAUCAGUAGAGGAGGGCACUGAAGAACAGGAAGAACCCGAAAAGACUAUCGCUGAAAAUGCAGCUGUUUCAACAUCAAAGGAAGAGCCCGCUGACAACAGCCUGACCAACUCUAUGGUAGCUGAAGCAGCAGAAGAAUCUGUUUCUGACAAUGUAUUGUCCAAAACGGCUUCCUCAUUGAAAGAUCAAAAUGAGGAAGCAGGGCACAACUCACAGGAGGCCCCUGCUACCUUGAGCAGGAGGUCUUUGAUAGUGGUUGAACUCGAAGGUGUUUCUUUUCAGCAGCCUUCUGGACAGGAAGGACAGAAGAGCCAGUUGGAAGAGCACUCAGAAGAGUUUGAGCAAGUGGAUCAGUACACGCAGACAACAGCAGAGCGGGCUGGUGACAGCAGCUCUGAGGAAGCAGAAAUUGAGGUACCCAUUGUAGAUCGGAGAAACUUGCGAAGAAAGGCCAAAGGCUACAAAGGUCCACCCAAGAAAAAAGGAAAGCCAGCUUAA